AUGGUUUGUCAAGAAUUGUUCCACCAACAAGUAAUGAGUUACCUGGUGGGGGGAGGAGAUUGUUAUUCAAGUCAUGCAUUCAAACUUUUGCGCUGGUAUGAGUUUGACCGUUAUGUGAGAAAGGAACUUCAUGAAGAAACUCCAGACAUUACUUCUGGUAACAACAAUUUUCAAAAUGAGGAUUACCACGCCAUUGAUGAAACUGACACAGUUGAUAAUUCUGUGAGGCGUGAUCAGAUAAAAGAUUUACAGGGAGAGCAGGCUUUCCUACUCAUUCACGCAGCAGACAGCGGCAUGGAAGGAAAGCGCUUCCGCAAGCAAAUUGUCAUAGCAAAUAUGAAUGUCAAAAAUGAGUGUAAAGAUGCCUGCAAUGCAAAUUCCUUGCGUAUCUCAUUGUUGGAUGUCAAGGUGGACAAUUUAAACGGAUUCUACACUGAAGUGCAGACCGCCACUAUGGCCCAUAAUACCCAUGACAGUGUUCACGGUGUCCCUUGA
Serpula lacrymans var. lacrymans S7.9 is the source of this 495-nucleotide messenger RNA. RefSeq lists its product as uncharacterized. The record is from RefSeq and is a predicted model, not a curated record. The transcript is spliced from 4 exons. NCBI's taxonomy places the organism in Eukaryota, Fungi, Basidiomycota, Agaricomycetes, Boletales, Serpulaceae. Bases 1 to 495 code for a protein of 164 amino acids.